AUGAAAACCGGUGUUGCAGUGGUGGCGGCCGCUGUGUUGGCUGCCCCUCUAGUCUCGGCUAUCCACCUCGCUCCUCGCUCGUCCUCCAGUCCGCCCCGAGCCAUCGGCCUGCCCAUUGAGCGAAGACAUGUUCCCGAUAUCCUCGCCCACGAAAGGUCUCGUAUGAGAAAACGACAGACGCAAGGAAUGGUCGAACAAUCCCUGGACAAUGAACAAUCCCUCUACUAUGCCAACAUCACGCUAGGAACACCCGCCCAGUCCCUACGCCUUCACAUUGACACGGGCAGCUCGGAUUUAUGGGUCAACGUGGCUACCUCUGCCUUCUGCGAGUCUGGCCAAGAUGCCUGCGAAGGCGGCACCUACGAUUCCUCAGCUUCGUCUACCUAUAAACUCGUCAAUGAUCAGUUUAACAUCUCCUACGUUGACGGCACGGGAGCUGCAGGCGACUACGUGGCCGACACCUUGCAUUUCGGCGGUGUUACUUUGACCGAUUUCCAAUUUGGCAUUGGCGAGUCCUCAUCCUCUGAACAAGGUGUGCUGGGCAUUGGGUACAUGUCAAACGAAGUUCAGGUCCAGCGUGCAGGGAUGGAUCCCUAUCCAAACCUGCCCGAAGCCCUCGUGAAAGCCGGCCACAUUAACUCCAAUGCGUACAGCCUCUGGCUCAAUGACCUGGACGCUUCAACAGGAGAGAUCCUCUUUGGCGGCGUCAACACCGAAAAGUACAAAGGAGAACUCGCUACCAUACCCAUCAUUCCCAGCAAUGGGGUCUAUUUCCAACUCGCCAUUGCCCUCACCGGCUUGAAAAGCUCCGGAACCGACCUCUCCUCUUCUUCCUCCUUACCCGCUGCCGUUCUCCUCGACUCCGGCGCCACCCUCACCUACCUGCCCAACGACAUCACCCAGGACAUCUACAACCAGGUCCAGGCCGUCUAUCAAACCGAUGUGGGGGCCGCAUACGCUCCCUGCAGUCUAUCCUCCUCUUCCGCCACCAUCGAUUUCACAUUUUCCGGUCAAACCAUUAGCGUUCCGUUCAAUGAGUUAUUCCUCGACGCAGGCACAAAUAAUUUUGGCCAACCCAUCACUUUCGAGAACGGCGAGGAGGCUUGCUUAUUUGGGAUUGCCCCAGCUCAAGGCUCAAUGGCAGUCCUCGGAGAUACCUUUUUGAGGAGUGCCUACGUGGUCUAUGACUUGGCCAACAAUGAGAUUUCUCUCGCGCAGACAGUCUUCAACUCCACGAGCGACAACGUCCAGGAAAUCACAACUGGGGAGAAAGCCGUGCCCAACGCGACCCCGGUUAAGAACCCCGUCACGGACGUGUCUGCUGGCACUGGAGGAGCCAGGUUGGGCACUGUCGCUUCGAGCACUCCCCUGGGAGAUACGAACUCCGGCUCCCUGGACAAGGGUAGCGCACGACCGAUGGCUGCCAUGAUUGCCGCUGUUGUGGCUGUUGCCGCACUGGUGAUGUGA
Molecule: messenger RNA, 1467 nt
Organism: Fonsecaea multimorphosa CBS 102226
Lineage: Eukaryota; Fungi; Ascomycota; Eurotiomycetes; Chaetothyriales; Herpotrichiellaceae
Exons: 1
Coding region: 1-1467 (488 amino acids)
Biological process (GO): proteolysis
Molecular function (GO): aspartic-type endopeptidase activity
Source: RefSeq, a predicted model, not a curated record